GUUUGGUUCUGUUUGUGUUUCUGGCGUCUGGAUGAUGUGUCUGGUCAGGAAAUUAAGUUAUUGAAAUCGGGAGAUUCAGUCACUCUGAAAUCUGGUCUUACUGAAAUGAAAGAUGAUGAGAUUCAGUGGAGGUUUGCAAAGGAAAAAACUCCACUAGCUGAAAUCCUUAAACAGGUCGGCAACCUGACUGUAUAUGGUGAUGUUCUUGAUGGGAGAUUCAGAGACAGACUCAAACUAGAUCAUCAGACUGGAUCUCUGACCAUCACAGACAUCAGAAUGGAACAUACAGGACUUUAUGAACUGGAGACCAAGAGUGUGAUGAAGAGUUUCUUUCUCAAUAUCAUUGAUGAAAUAUCAAUGAAGGAGGGAGAUUCAGUCACUCUAAACUCUGAUCUUACUGAAAUGAAGGAUGAUAAUGUGAUUCAGUGGAGGUUUGGAUUGGAAAAUACUUUACUAGCUGAAAUCAAUAAACAGACCGACAGCAUGACUGUAUAUGAUGAUGUUCUUGAUGGGAGAUUCAUAAACAGACUGAAGCUGAACAAUCAAACUGGAUCUCUGACCAUCACAGACACCAGACAUGAACAUGCUGGUCUUUAUGAACUGAAGAGCAAGAGUGUGAUGAAGAGUUUCUUUCUCAAUAUCAUUGAUGAAAUAUCAAUGAAGGAGGGAGAUUCAGUCACUAUAAACUCUGAUCUUACUGAAAUAAUGGACAACAAGAUUCAGUGGAGGUUUAGAAGUGAAAACAUUUUAAUAGCUGAAAUCAAUAAACGGGCCGACAGAAUCACUGUAUAUGAUGAUGUUCUUGACGGGAGAUUCAGAGACAGACUGAAACUGAACAAUCAAACUGGAUCUCUGACUAUCACAAACACCACAACUCAACAUGCUGGAGCUUAUGAACUAGAAAUCAAUAAUGAGAAAAAGAGGUUCCUUCUCGCUGUCUAUGAUGAGAUAUCAGUGAAGGAGGGAGAUUCACUCACUAUAAACUCUGGUCGUACUGAAAUAACAGCGGGUGAAAUGUUUUUGUGGUUGUAUAUGAAUGAAAUUACUUUUAUAGCUGGAAUCAACCCAUGGGUAAACAACAUUACUGUAUAUGAUGAUGUUGUUGAUGGGAGAUUCAGAGACAGACUGAAGCUGGACGAUCAAACUGGAUCUCUGACCAUCAGAAACAUCACAACUCAACAUACUGGACGUUAUGUAUUCCUGACAGAGAAAGGACCGAUAAUUCAGUUAUUAAAAGCUCUCAGUGUUUCUGUCUAUGGAAAGUAGAGAGCAGAUCAAGCUCAUGUAUGAUCAAGUAUCAAAUGCAAAUGUUUGUCAUGGUCAAUACUGAAGAUUACCAAAGAUGCUAGCAUUCAGUAAUUUUUUAUAUUUGAUUUCAAAUAUUCCUCUCUUGCAUUGUUAUUAUUGCACACAUUCAGUUUGAAGGCUUUGUCUAUUUAUCUGUCAGAUUAGACACACAGAUCUCACUUUUCUGUCCAAUUAUAAUAAUUUAUUACAUUUGUUAUGUCGAGCACCUCCUUGAGGAAAACUAAGGUAAGCAGUACAUAUAAAGUUUUACAUGAUUAAAACAUUUCAUUAUACGUAAA
Messenger RNA from Carassius gibelio (silver crucian carp), 1586 nucleotides. RefSeq lists its product as uncharacterized. Bases 106 to 1266 code for a protein of 386 amino acids. The transcript is spliced from 6 exons. NCBI's taxonomy places the organism in Eukaryota, Metazoa, Chordata, Actinopteri, Cypriniformes, Cyprinidae. The record is from RefSeq and is a predicted model, not a curated record.